CUGAAAAUGCUACCUUCAAGACGCAAUGAUGUGGACCUUGAUUUCUUCCUGAUGUUUAGUGUGGUAGAUGAGAACGAAAGUUGGCACUUGGAUGAAAACAUUGCUUCCUUCUGCACGGAGCCAGACUCGGUUGACAAGGAAGAGGAACAGUUCAAAGAAAGCAACAGGAUGCAUGCCAUUAAUGGUUAUGUCUUCGGGAACCUCCCUGAGAUCACAGUAUGUGCCGGAGAUCGGGUCUCGUGGCAUCUCUUUGGGAUGGGCAGUGAGAUUGAUGUCCACACUGCCUUCUUCCAUGGACAGACACUGAUCAGCCGAGGACACCGGACUGAUGUGGCCUCCCUUUUCCCAGCAACCUUCGUGGCAGCUGAAAUGGUCCCUCACAAUGUUGGGAAAUGGCUGCUGACCUGUGAGGUCUCUGACCACUUGCAAGCGGGAAUGGAAGCUCUCUAUGAAGUCAAGCGUUGCUCCUAUCAGGAUUCAGGAUCUGCCCUGAAAGGGAAACUACGGCAAUAUUACAUAGCAGCCAAAGAAGUGCGGUGGAAUUAUGGCCCUUCCGGAUUAGACCCAAAUACUGGGAAAAGCCUGCGUGAGCCAAACAGUUUCUCACAGCUGUUCUUUAAGCAAAAUGCCAGUCAACUUGGCGGAACAUAUUGGAAAGCCAAAUACGUUGAAUAUACGGAUGGUACUUUUCGUGUGGAGAAAGAGCGGACGGAGGAAGAAAAGCACCUCGGGAUACUUGGUCCAGUGAUGAAAGCCGAAGUAGGCGACACCAUUCAGGUGACCUUUGCCAACAAAGCCUCGUGGCCUUUCAGUAUCCAGCCCCAUGGCGGCUUUUACAGGAAGCUGUGGGAAGAAGGCCCAUACCAGGAAGGCCUACUCAACAAUGGAGUGUCCAUCAAGCCAUUUGGGAACUUCACAUAUAUCUGGGUGCUACCACCAGAUGUUGGCCCCACAGCCUCAGACCCUCCUUGCCUGACCUGGAUGUAUUCUUCUGAGGUGGAUCCCACAAGAGACACCAACUCUGGCUUAGUGGGGCCCUUACUCAUCUGUAGGCCUGGCACGCUCAAUGAGAGAAACAAGCAGAAAGGCAUUGAUAAAGAGUUUUACCUUUUGUUUGGUGUGUUUAAUGAAAACCUAAGCUGGUAUCUGAACACAAAUCGGAAGUAUCUGAAAUACACACGGGGAAAAGAAGAACUAUUUGAGGAUCACAUCUUCAAAGAGUCCAAUAGAAUGCAUGCCAUCAAUGGAUUCCUCUUCGGAAAUUUGCCUCUCCUGGAUAUGUGCAAGGGAGAAACCAUUUCCUGGCACUUGCUCGGCCUCGGCAGUGAAACUGACAUUCAUGGGGUUGUUUUCCAAGGAAAUACCAUCUUGAUGAAUGGGAUGAGGCGAGAUACAACCAGUCUUUUCCCUCACACCUUCGCCACAGCCCUCAUGCAGCCUGAUAACCAAGGCACUUUUGGUGUUUACUGUCAGACAAGCAACCACUAUCAGAACGGAAUGAGAGGCAGUUACUCUGUUCAGCAGUGUGGGGAAAAGGCAUAUUUUCCAGACCAACAAUAUGGGACAGUGAGAACCUUUUACAUCAUGGCUGAGGAGGUGGAGUGGGACUAUGCUCCAGACCGCAGCUGGGAAUUAGAAAGGCACAACAACUCUGGAGAGGAAAGAUAUGGUGACAUAUUUCUCAACCAUGAGAAUGGACGACUGGGCUCCCGGUACAAGAAGGCCGUUUAUAGGGAAUACACAGAUGGGACAUUCAAGACCCUGAAGAACAGAACAGAUGCUGAGCAACACCUGGGGAUAUUAGGUCCCUUUAUUUGGGCAGAAGUGGGAGAUGUGCUGAACGUAGUUUUUAGGAACAAGGCCAUGCGGCCUUACUCCAUUCAUGCCCACGGAGUCCUGGAAAAGAACAAGGACUCCAAGACAGCAGUGCCUGGAGAAAUUGUAACCUAUCAAUGGAAUGUUCCUGAAAGAUCUGGUCCAGGACCAAACGAUUCUGCCUGUUUGAGUUGGAUCUACUAUUCCACAGUUGAUCGUGUCAAGGAUUUGUACAGCGGCCUCAUUGGCCCCCUGAAAGUUUGUCGUAAAGGGACACUAGAUUCCAAUGGGAGAAGGAAAGGCGUUAGCAAGGAAUUCGCCCUCCUCUUUUUGGUUUUUGAUGAAAAUCAGUCUUGGUACCUUGAGGAAAAUGUCAAGACUUAUAUCCAAGGUGAUUGGAACCAUUCCCACCAGCAGGACGAAGAAUUUAUGGAAAGCAACAAAAUGCAUGCAAUCAAUGGUAAAGUAUAUGCAAACUUGCCCGGAUUGGAGAUGUGUGAAGGAGACUGGGUGAACUGGUAUCUGCUGGGAAUGGGCCAGGAGAUUGACGUGCACACCGUUCACUUCCAUGCAGAGACAUUCAUUUACCGGAAUGGCAAGAGUUACCGGGCCGAUGUGGUGGAUCUCUUCCCUGGGACCUUUGAAAUGGUAGAGAUGCAGGUUGGCAAUCCUGGCACCUGGCUUCUUCACUGCCAUGUGGCUGACCAUAUCCAUGCUGGCAUGGAGGCCCUUUUCACAAUCCUACCCCACCAAGAUGCAGAGCAUUGCAAAUACCAUGUAUUCAGAAUUACAGCAGAAACUUCUGAUGAGGUAAUUGGGGGUCCUUCUGGAGAAGAACACGUGGAAGCUUCUGAAGAAAAAAUCUCCCAUGACAUCAUUUUGUUUGGCUCAAGGCUAAACCAUAGACAUUUAGAAGCAGCAAUUAUUACACUUGCUAUUGCUGGGGUUGUGCUCUUCAUCACUGCCAGUGUUCUUCUUGGUGUGAUCAUUCACCUCAAGAGACAAAAGAAAUUGAGACUCAACAAGCGAUCUAUAUUGGAUGAAAGCUUCAAACUGAUGCAUAGUCAGAAGCGUGACCUUUAGAGAACAGUAGAAGAACUCCUGGAAGCUUUUAAGCCAGGCAGUAGUGAAAAUGGCUCAGAAUAGGAUACAGCAAUCAUUCUAUGAAAAUUCAAUAAGCAAUGUUACUAGUAAGUCAUUCUGCUAAAAACUCUACAUUUUAGGGUUUCAAGUAUCCCAGGACUCAGAUGGAUUCCCAGAUCCUUAUACCCUUAUUCACUGAAGAAUAGGACAGAACCUCAAGUAAAGCCACCCAGAAUUACGGUACCUCAGGUAAAAUGGGCGGUCAAUAAAUUUGA
Protobothrops mucrosquamatus (brown spotted pit viper) is the source of this 3173-nucleotide messenger RNA. RefSeq names its product hephaestin-like. The coding region runs from base 7 to 2898 and encodes 963 amino acids. NCBI's taxonomy places the organism in Eukaryota, Metazoa, Chordata, Lepidosauria, Squamata, Viperidae. Gene Ontology annotation, biological process: iron ion transport. Gene Ontology annotation, molecular function: copper ion binding; oxidoreductase activity. Gene Ontology annotation, cellular component: plasma membrane. The transcript is spliced from 17 exons. The record is from RefSeq and is a predicted model, not a curated record.